AAAGUAUACACUUAUCACUAUAUAAUAUAAGAAUAUGAAGGCUCAUUAACUUUAUAUUUAUAAUUUCCAUAUUCUACAAUAAGAUGAAACUGUCUACCUUACUAUUCUUAGCAUUAUGUAUCCUUAUCCUUGGAACACAAAUCGAGGCUGAUGAUAAGAAAAAUGGUAGUACAAAGUCUGUAGAAAUGAGCGAAAAAGAUGAGAACAAGGAGACAGAAGGCAAAGAAAAAAAAAGUGACAAAGAAGAGGAUGAUGAUGAUGAUGAGGAGGAGGAGGAGGAAGAGGAAAAGAAAUGCAGUCGCGGUAUGAAACCAAUAUAUAAGCAUUUAAAAAAAUCUUUUAAAAAUGGACGUAAAUCGAUUUACAAAGUUGUUGACCAAUAUCUUAUGAAAGAUGAUCUUGAUAUGAAAUUAAUGGAAAUUGCUAAAAUUGUUGGUAAACGUGUUGAGAAACGUAUGGAAUAUUUUGCAAAAAACUUGAAGAAGUUAUGAAAUAUGAGACAUCUUAGAUAUACAAAAUCUCAAUAUUCUUUCAGUUUAUUAACAUCCAUUCAUAAAAGAACUUACAAUUGGGUCGUCAGUUUGUAGAAUAUCUACUUAACUUAAUAAAAAAAUAUAUACAUUUGAUUUUUUGAUA
This is a messenger RNA of Heterobilharzia americana, 636 nucleotides long. The record is from the annotation of a GenBank genome assembly. Lineage: Eukaryota; Metazoa; Platyhelminthes; Trematoda; Strigeidida; Schistosomatidae.